UAAGUUGGUAACCCUGAAAGAGGAAAGCACAGUCUCGAAAAACCGACAGAAGGUCGACAAAUCAUUAUUUUUCCAGCUUCAAAAAACGUCCCGAAUUCAUUAGGUUCGAGUGUGUGACGCACCCAGUGAAUGAAACGAGUUAUAGACACGCAUUUAAGCCUUUAGUUCGCACUCAACAACAUGUCAGUGAACAUCUCCGAUUUUAUUUCUAAACAUCAAGUGAUUGGACAGCCUAUCAACUUAGCCAAGGACGAGAAGACUUCAUUAUGGAACCGGCUUUUGGAAACACUGCAAGACGAUGCCAAAAAUUUGGAACAUUUGCAAGCCCUGACAGCACUCAAAAUUAUGAGCCGGGAUAAAACGAACCUGGAUGAUCUCAUUGACGAAAGAAUGAUCAAUCAAUUACUUAAAUUUACGGGUAUUGCUCCAGAUCUUCUGAGGAAAAACUUGACGGACCAGAUUCAGGCAGUUAUAUCAGAGGCCCAACGAUGUCUUCAUAACUUUCUUCUCCAAAGUGGAGUCGCCAGAGCCCUUUGUGCCAAGAAUGAGACUUUGCCAGGGAUCAUGAACUUGGUCCCUAGUUUCAGGGACUUGAACAUCCCUCACGCUAUCCUGGUGUUUGAUCUCAAGAUUGCUUUCCUCAUCACAGCAUUGUGUCAAGAGACAAGGAAGCAAAUGUACUUGGAACAACGCGGAGUGCCUCGAUUGUUGGCCCUGAUUCAGAGCCUAGUGUCUAAUGCUAAAGAUCGAGGUCAGGAACGGUCUGGAACGCAUCCGACCUUGUCUUGUGAGGAAGUCAACGUUCUCAACGAGGUCCCUUGGAACUGCAUCAAUCUUUUGAAUAAUGUACCGAUCAAAUGCACGGAUCCCUUGCUCGGAACCCUAAAGAAGGACAUUGUUCCCUCGGGAAUUGAGGAGCUCGAGUAUGACGGAUCCGGGAUGAACGCAAUCCAAGCCAUCUUGAAUGUACUCCUCCAUAAGAUUGAUCAUCCCGGAGAAGACACCAGUCUACAGGACGCCAUCACUCCAGUGCUCUGUGUCCUCUGCAAUCUGUCGAGAUAUCAUCGACAAGUCCGGAAAUAUCUCCGGGCACGGAUUCUUCCACCAUUGAAAGAUGUUUCCCAUAGACCUGAGGUUGGCAAUGAUGCUCGGAACAAACUCUGCAAGCUCUUAACAUCAACCUCGGAUUCUGUGGCGCAAACGGUGGCCGAAUUCUUGUUCAUUCUUUGCAAAGAGUCAGUGUCUCGAUUGGUGAAGUAUUCUGGUUAUGGAAAUGCUGCUGGUCUAUUGGCGAGGCGUGGUCUAAUGCUAGGUGGGCGUGGUGAUAACGCGGGCAAUUAUUCGGACGAAGAGGACUCGGAUACAGAAGAGUACCUCGAAAACGCACACAAAGUGAACCCCAUUGUUGGGUGUGUCGAACCCACCCGGCCCUCCCCAUUUGAGGGCAUGUCCGAGGAACAAAAGGAAUAUGAAGCCAUGAAAUUGGUUAAUCUCAUUCACGAACUCAAUAACGUGGGCGUGGUGAAACCCGCCAUUCCUGGACCAGAUGGACGCCCACAGGAGAUAGAUCAUGUUCUCCAAUUGCAAGAGGCGGCCGCGAGAAACGCGGGAACCGCGAACGACACGAAUGAGGACUCUGACCAAGAUGAAAAUUGAAUUUAAGGAACAUAUUUUUACCUGUAGCACUUGGAUCGAUACUGGACCAGGUUUCGUGAGAAAGCAUGACGAAGUUCCCUAGCAUACUAUAUGAAUCAUUCCGAAGCUUAAAAUUUUUUUGCCAACAGCUUUCCUCCAUCUGCCCAUUACCUUUGGUUUCUCAAUUCUCAUGUUCUUGAAAUCAGCAUCCGUUAAAAGUUUUAUGUAGGAAAAGAUCCCUUUGAUGAAAUUUUUGCCAAACAAUCAGGAAUCGUAAUUUUUUCCGUACUUGGUUGUUAUUUACCAAAAGAAGCUCAUUUAUGGUCUAUCAAAGAGAAACAAUAGCGAAAAACAUCGCUUCAGUGCCAUUUUUGUGCCAGCUUUCCAGUUUGCUUUGUCAUUUUCGUAUAUCCAUGAUUGUAAGUCAAUAAACUGGUAAUCCUCGA
Messenger RNA from Tigriopus californicus, 2081 nucleotides. It is a transcript of the gene ric8a, whose product is annotated as synembryn-A-like. Lineage: Eukaryota; Metazoa; Arthropoda; Copepoda; Harpacticoida; Harpacticidae. The transcript has 8 exons. Gene Ontology annotation, biological process: G protein-coupled receptor signaling pathway. Gene Ontology annotation, molecular function: guanyl-nucleotide exchange factor activity; G-protein alpha-subunit binding. Bases 181 to 1656 code for a protein of 491 amino acids. The record is from RefSeq and is a predicted model, not a curated record. Gene Ontology annotation, cellular component: cytoplasm.